CCUGAGAGACGUGCAGAGAAUGUGGAACUCGAGUUCCCUCCAGUUCCCGUCCCACUUCCAAAUUCCUGGAAGCCAAAAUCCCGGGAAAACACUCGCAAGGGUUCGCAGAGAAGGUGCCUCCUUGAUUUCGAGGACGUUCUUGUUCAGAGAUUCUAAUCGCUGCGGAGCCCUAAGACGGCGAACUGAGGUUUUGGGAAGCCCUGUGGUAGCGAAAUCUCAGGUAUCGGAAGCUGCUCCUUCGCGGAUUUCUAGUGGUUCCGAUGUUGUUAGGGAUUUCUACAAUGGGAUUAAUCGCCGGGAUCUUGAGUCAGUGGAGCUUUUGAUCGGAGAGGAUUGUGUUUAUGAGGAUCUGGUCUUCUCUAGGCCAUUUGUUGGUCGCAAGGCUAUUCUUGAGUUUUUCAAGAAGUUCACAGAAGGUAUUAGCGAAGACCUUCAGUUUGUUAUUGAUGACAUAUCUAAUGAAGAUUCAUCAGCUGUUGGAGUUGCAUGGCAUUUGGAGUGGCAGGGUAAACUUUUUCCAUUUAGCAAGGGUUGCAGUUUCUAUCGUUUGGAUGUGUUGGAUGGCCGGAGACAGAUAGUCUAUGGGCGAGACUGUGUAGAACCUGCUACUAAGCCGGGGGAGAUGGCAUUGGUUUUAAUCAGAGGAGUCACUUGGUUACUGCAACAAUUUCCACAGCUAGCUGAUAGAUUGUGAUGCAAUCUCCACAUCACUACAAGUUGGCAAAGCUUUCAAAACACUUAUCUGGCAAAGCAUUUUAUUAACGUCUAUGUGCAUUUGCUGCUUGAAACUACACACAUGGGGCAUUUCAUCAGCAUAUUCAUAUUACUAUCUGCAAUUCUAUUGUAGAACUAUUGCUUGAUUGUGAAUAGAAAACCAUUCCCAAGAGUGCUUGUUUAAUAGGGUGGUCAAGCCCACGGUUUCCAUUUCUUUAACAAAUUAGGCACCAAUGCUUCUGUUCAUCCA
Molecule: messenger RNA, 964 nt
Organism: Dioscorea cayenensis subsp. rotundata (Guinea yam)
Lineage: Eukaryota; Viridiplantae; Streptophyta; Magnoliopsida; Dioscoreales; Dioscoreaceae
Exons: 5
Coding region: 20-694 (224 amino acids)
Source: RefSeq, a predicted model, not a curated record